This is a messenger RNA of Phragmites australis (common reed), 558 nucleotides long. Its product is annotated as ubiquitin-like protein 5. Gene Ontology annotation, biological process: mRNA splicing, via spliceosome; protein modification process. The record is from RefSeq and is a predicted model, not a curated record. Gene Ontology annotation, cellular component: cytoplasm; nucleus. The coding region runs from base 128 to 349 and encodes 73 amino acids. Gene Ontology annotation, molecular function: protein binding; protein tag activity. Lineage: Eukaryota; Viridiplantae; Streptophyta; Magnoliopsida; Poales; Poaceae. The transcript is spliced from 2 exons.
CCCUAAAAAAUAAUAAAAUAAAUACAAGAGCUACCAAACUCCCAACCGAAGUUUCUCCGGGGUGAGGGAAAGCUAGGGUUUGAUCUUUGGAAGGGAGGGAUUCAGGGAGGAGUCCAGGAAGGAGAAAAUGAUCGAGGUGGUGCUGAACGACCGGCUGGGGAAGAAGGUGCGGGUGAAGUGCAACGAGGACGACACCAUCGGCGACCUCAAGAAGCUGGUGGCGGCGCAGACGGGGACCAGGCCCGAGAAGAUCCGCAUCCAGAAGUGGUACAACAUCUACAAGGACCACAUCACCCUCAAGGACUACGAGAUCCACGACGGCAUGGGACUCGAGCUCUACUACAACUAGAUGAUCUCUGCCUCUACUCGCCCCUGAUUGCUUGCUGGUUGAUCUGAAUAAUCUGGUCAUGGGUACGAUCUCAUUGGUGCUAUUCCAGUCGCAGUGUAUUAAGCUCAUAUAUAAGCAACUCUAUUGAGCUAUGUAGUACUACAUGGUUGUGCCAAACUACCAAUGACUAUUGACAGCUUGCAUAUAUUGCUAUAUGAUCAACCUGCAAA